AUGUGGAGAAACUUUCGAGAGGAGCGGUCCAGUGGAUUUCCAAGGUCCCCUAGGGGCCCCCUUGCCCUUCAGGCUGCAGAUGACGGCCUUGUUUUAGACGCCAGCGACUACACCGAAAAGGCGUGGGAGGCGAUGGGGGCCCUUGGAUCUAUUGCCGAUAAGCACGAAUCGGCGUAUGUCGAGGCCGAGAUGCUGCUCCUAGCCCUUCUCCAGGACGGCCCCGAGGGCCUGGCAUACAGAGUGCUCACGCGGGCAGGAGUUUCCGUCGAGCAGCUCACGGAUGAAGUUCAGAGGCAUUUAGAGAGGCAGCCACGGAUGGCUCUGGGGUUCGGCGACCAGAAGGUCUUGGGGAGAGGCCUCCAGCAAGUUCUUGCGUCGGCUCAGAGGUUCAAGAGGGAAUUUAGAGACGAGUACCUCUCCGUAGAGCAUUUGCUGCUGGGGUUGGCGGCCGAGGACGCAAAGUUCCUUCGGCCUGCGCUGCAACGCCAAGGCGUAAGUUUUAACAAGAUUAAGGAUGCGGUAGUUGAAGUUCGCGGGAAGAAACGAGUGGACACGAAAAAUCCCGAAAUGGCGUAUCAAGCGUUGGAAAGGUAUUCCAAGGACCUCACGAGCGAGGCUCGUGCAGGCAAGCUGGAUCCGGUGAUAGGAAGGGAUGACGAGAUUCGCCGCACGAUCCAAAUCCUCUCGAGACGAACCAAGAAUAACCCGAUUCUCCUUGGCGAUCCUGGAGUUGGCAAAACGGCCAUUGUGGAGGGACUCGCUCAACGGAUCGUGUCGGGGGAUGUUCCGGAUUCGCUGAAAGGCAGACGUGUUCUCGCCUUGGACAUGGGCGCUCUGGUAGCAGGGUCAAAGUAUCGCGGGGAGUUCGAGGAGCGUCUGAAGGCCGUCUUGAAGGACGUCCAAGACUCGGAAGGGGACGUCGUGCUCUUCAUUGACGAGAUUCACACGGUUGUCGGAGCGGGGGCCUCGUCUGAGGGUGCGAUGGAUGCGGGAAAUUUACUCAAGCCUCUGUUGGCUCGGGGGGAGCUGCGCUGUAUUGGAGCCACGACAACGCAAGAAUACCGGCAGCACAUGGAAAAAGACAAGGCCCUCGAGCGCCGCUUCCAAAGAGUUCUUGUCGAGGAGCCUCAGGUCGAAGCUACGGUUAGCAUCCUGAGGGGUCUCAAGGAGCGGUACGAGGUGCAUCAUGGCGUCCGCAUUUUAGACUCAGCCCUUGUGGAAGCUGCCCACCUCGCAAGUCGUUACAUAACAGAUCGGUUCCUUCCGGACAAGGCAAUCGAUCUUGUCGACGAAGCCGCCGCACGUCUGAAGAUCCAAGUCAGCAGCAAGCCCAUCCAGCUCGAUCGCAUGGAUCGCCUUUUGCUGCAACUCGAGAUGGAGCGCAUCUCGAUUCUGGGAGAUGGGAAGACAAGGGAGCUUGAUGAACAAGAGCGUCUAAGGCUCAGGGCAGUAGAAAGCCAAAUCGAGAAACUCCAAGCGCAACAGGCCACUCUGACAGACGCUUGGACCAAGGAGAAAAGUCAAGUAGAUGCCAUUAGGGCCGUCAAGGAGAGGAUUGAUGUCGUCAAGGUGGAAGUUGAAAAGGCAGAGAGAGACUUUGACCUCAACAGGGCUGCAGAGCUGCGCUUCGAAACUCUCCCUGACCUGGAGCGGCAGCUCACCGAGGCGGAGAAACAGUAUAAGGAGGCUCAUGCAGAGGGUCGCCGGCUGCUGCGGGACGAAGUGACGGCGGAUGACAUUGCAGGGGUAGUUGCUGUGUGGACGGGCAUACCGUUGACGCGUUUGAAGCAGUCGGAAAAGCAGAAGCUGUUGACGCUUGAAGACACGCUGCAUGAGCGAGUCGUGGCACAGGACAAGGCGGUAGCAGCCGUCGCCAAUGCCAUCCAGAGGUCGCGCGCUGGACUUAACGACCCCAACCGACCAAUUGCGUCCCUCUUCUUCCUUGGUCCUACCGGCGUUGGGAAGACGGAGCUUUGCAGGGCCUUGGCAGAGUCUCUCUUUGCCUCAGAAGAUGCCAUUGUACGGAUCAACAUGAGCGAAUAUAUGGAGAGGCACAGCGUCUCGCGGCUCAUAGGAGCUCCCCCUGGUUACAUUGGCUUUGAGCAAGGGGGGCAGCUCACGGACGCGGUGCGCAAGAAGCCCUACUCAGUCAUCCUCUUCGAUGAAAUGGAAAAGGCACAUCCGGAGAUCUUCAAUGUGUUGCUGCAACUCCUUGACGAGGGCCGCCUGACAGACGGCAAGGGCAACGCCGUCAACUUCAGGAACUGCGUUGUCAUCUUUACGUCCAACUUGGGUGCUGAUGCACUCUUGGAGAGUGCAGGAGACCCCAGCAAGAGACAAGAAGUCGAAAAGUCUGUCAUGCAGACGGCGCGGGAUACACUGCGCCCCGAGUUUUACAAUCGCAUUGACGAGUUUGUCGUGUUUGAUACCCUCACCAUGCAACAGAUUAAGGAGGUCGUGCGCAUUGAGAUGGAACGUGUAGCGGAUCGGCUGGCAGAGAAGAAGGUUAAGCUCAAAGUGGAAGAAUCGGCGCUUACGCAUUUAGCCGACACCGGGUACGAUCCGGCGUACGGAGCGCGGCCCCUCAAGCGGCUGAUUCAGCGGUUGGUGGAAACACGCAUUGCCCAGCUGCUGCUGCAAGGCGCCUUGCAGGAGCUCGACACCGUCACGCUGAAGAGCGAGAGCAACUCCCUCAUCUUCCAUGUUGUUUCCCACGAGACGGGCCUUGUCACCGAGUUCCCUGCAAGCACCACUCUGAAUGCGCGCCACCUUCCCGCUGCUUCACCGUGCGCGAGCGCCGUGGAAGCCCCUAGCGGCAAGCCGUCGCAAUCGUCUUCAGUCCCCGCUGCAGGGGGCAAGGCUGCGAAGGGAGCCGCUGCUCCCAAAGCCUCCUCGUCUCCUGCUGCGCCACAAGGCCCUCAGGCCAUAGCCCAGCAGCCGCAUGCGUUGGAAGGAACAGAGGAGCAGCCAGACAAAAACACACCCCCGGAGCUGCAAGGCGUUGCGCAGCCCGUCUCCCGCCCGCUCGCAACACCUGUGGCUAGCUCGCGCAAAGAAACGUAG
Molecule: messenger RNA, 3063 nt
Organism: Cyclospora cayetanensis
Lineage: Eukaryota; Apicomplexa; Conoidasida; Eucoccidiorida; Eimeriidae
Product: chaperone protein ClpB 2
Exons: 16
Coding region: 1-3063 (1020 amino acids)
Biological process (GO): protein refolding; cellular response to heat
Cellular component (GO): cytoplasm
Molecular function (GO): ATP hydrolysis activity; ATP binding
Source: RefSeq, a predicted model, not a curated record